AUGUUGCACGUGCAAAAUGUAAACAAAGCCAAAAAGGCCGAUAAAAAACAACGACGCUGCCUGGCAAUAAUAAAAGGCGACUGCAAUGUGACUGCAAGUGAUUCUCCAACUCUCUAUCUGGCUGUACUGAAUGUGGGACUCAGCAAUGGACUCACAGAGGAAACGCUGCUGGCAGCGGCUGCCAAGACAGGCGGUCAAGUGUCUCAAGUAGUAAUGCUGCCAUCAAAAUCCUAUUGCUUUUUGAUAUGUGCCACUUUGGGGGACGCGGAGCUUGUGUAUCAGGGUAUGCACAAUCUGGCGACUAUAGGUCAACAGGGAGCCGUUGCCUAUCUCAGUUAUGUAACAGAAUUGCCAGAGCAAAUGGAGGAAAGUGGUUGGCAAAAACCAUUGCCAAGUGGUCUAAUCCUGUUGCCCGAUUUUGUCAGUGUUGAGGAGGAGGCAAGUCUGUUGCAGGCUGUCGGAGAGGAUGACAAACGAAUCCCCCACACGGAGGACAAACUGAAGCACAGACAUGUUAAGCAUUAUGGCUAUGAAUUCCUUUAUGGCAGCAACAAUGUGGAUCCCUCGCAGCCUUUGGAGCAGCCCAUACCAGCUGCCUGUGAUUUGCUCUGGCAGAGAUUAGGCAAUAGCGAUGUGCCUCAGAUGCUGCCUCCUGAUCAAUUGACGGUGAAUGGCUAUGAGCCUGGACAGGGCAUACCACCGCAUGUGGACACGCAUAGUGCAUUUGUGGAUCCGAUUCUAUCGCUCUCCUUGCAAUCCGACGUGGUCAUGGACUUUCGACGUAACAAUGAGCUGGUGCACGUUCUGCUACCGCGACGUUCCCUGCUGAUCAUGUCCGGCGAAUCGCGCUACGAUUGGACGCAUGGCAUCAAGCCUAAACACAUUGAUGUGGUGUCCACAUCCUCAGGUGGCCUAACAACUCAGGCGCGCAGCAAACGCACCUCGCUCACCUUCAGAAGACUGCGUCGAGGACCCUGCGAUUGUAAAUAUCCCACAUUGUGUGAUACGCAGCAGACCACAGCUCCCCAGGCAUUAAACGAUGCCUUGGCCACGCAUGCCAGCCACCUGGAGCAGCAGAAUGUCCAUGAGGUGUAUGAUAAGAUUGCCAAUCACUUUAGUGACACACGGCAUACGCCAUGGCCACAGGUUGCUCAGUUUCUGCACAGUUUUGAGGCAUUCUCAGUGGUUCUGGAUGUGGGCUGUGGCAAUGGCAAAUAUCUUGGCUGUAAUCCUCACUUACUAAGCAUUGGCUGUGAUCGUUCCCUGGGCUUACUCUGUGUGAGCAACGGACGAGGACAGAGCGUCUUUCGUUGCGAUUGCUUACAGCUGCCUGUGCGCAGCUCCAGCGUUGAUGGCUGCAUCUCCAUUGCCGUCAUCCAUCAUCUGGCCAGCACGGAGCGACGGCUGACAGCGCUGCGAGAGAUGGCACGCGUGCUGCGUCCGGGCGGACGUGCACUCAUCUAUGUCUGGGCCAAGGAUCAGCGAAAGAACGAUAAAAAGUCUGCAUAUUUGCGACAGAACAAGGCUGUCAACAAGGAGCGCACCACGGAACAGGCACAACGCCAGCAGCUGGCCCAGCAACUAGAAAACAUGGAGCAGUUUCAGGUGCCGCUGCCGGUACACACGAAUCGCACAGAGUUCCAACAACAAGAUGUCUAUGUGCCUUGGAAAACCAAAGACGAGCAACGUACAACUUUCCUGCGAUACUAUCAUGUCUUUGAGGAGCACGAACUGGAGCAGUUGGUGUCUCAACUACCAGAUGUUGUGCUCAGGAGAAGCUACUAUGAUCAGGGCAACCAUUGCGUCAUCUUUGAACGGAAGUAGAAAUAAGAAAAUUAAUAUUUCCUUAUGUUUUCUAAGACAAGAUAAAAAA
This is a messenger RNA of Drosophila innubila, 1873 nucleotides long. Its product is annotated as alkylated DNA repair protein alkB homolog 8. Gene Ontology annotation, molecular function: tRNA binding; S-adenosylmethionine-dependent methyltransferase activity. The coding region runs from base 1 to 1824 and encodes 607 amino acids. The record is from RefSeq and is a predicted model, not a curated record. Gene Ontology annotation, cellular component: nucleus; cytoplasm. Gene Ontology annotation, biological process: tRNA wobble uridine modification. Lineage: Eukaryota; Metazoa; Arthropoda; Insecta; Diptera; Drosophilidae. The transcript has a single exon.